Molecule: messenger RNA, 342 nt
Organism: Staurois parvus
Lineage: Eukaryota; Metazoa; Chordata; Amphibia; Anura; Ranidae
Source: the annotation of a GenBank genome assembly
CUGCUGAUAGUACAGGGCUCUAGGAGUCACUCUGCACAUGCUCAGUUUUGGUGUGUUUUGCUAGAAAGUUUUUUUUUUUCUAUUUGGGAGGGUGCAUGUGAUCAGCACAGGGCCAAUCAGCACUGUCCAGACAGAGGUCAGGGGUUCUGCAUUCUCCUAGAGCAGAAAGAAAACUCCUCCUACAAGCUUUAACCAGUGCUCUGCUGGACACUGAUAGGAGUGACAAGACUGCUCUAACUGCUAAUGAGAAAAGGUAUUUAGCAGUUUAUAUUUACUAAAAUAAUUUCAUUUCCAUGUUCUGUGUACUGUGGGAGAUCAGAUAUAGUGAAUGCAGGGGCCUGG